Sodiomyces alkalinus F11 is the source of this 2747-nucleotide messenger RNA. RefSeq names its product thermostable beta-glucosidase B. Gene Ontology annotation, molecular function: beta-glucosidase activity. Bases 166 to 2697 code for a protein of 843 amino acids. The record is from RefSeq and is a predicted model, not a curated record. The transcript is spliced from 4 exons. Lineage: Eukaryota; Fungi; Ascomycota; Sordariomycetes; Glomerellales; Plectosphaerellaceae. Gene Ontology annotation, biological process: glucan catabolic process.
CUCUCCCCUCAGUCACCUUUAUCGUCCAUCUCCCUGAUACCAUCCCCCCUUUAACCAGGCUCCCAUUCUCCCAUUCUCCCGUCCUCCCUCCGUCCUUCCACCAGUACAUCUGCCGCGUGUUAUUGGAAUUCGGAAACUAUCAUCUCCAACCCGCGGCAAGCGAGAAUGGCUCCCGUCGACGUGAACGAGAUCCUCUCCAAGCUGACGCUGGAAGAGAAGAUCUCAAUCCUCGCCGGUGCCAACUUCUGGGAGACUGUGGGAAUCCCCGAAAAAGGCGUUCCGGUCCUUAAGACUUCAGACGGCCCCAAUGGAGCUCGUGGAGGAACCAUGGAAGGCGGUGCCACCUCCGCGUGCUUCCCCGCCGCCUGCAGCGUAGCAUCCACCUUCGACGUCGACCUCGCCCAGCGCAUCGGCACCGCCCUCGGCAAGGAGACCCUCACCAAGGGAGCCCGCUGCCUGCUGGCCCCGACCAUGUGCAUCCACCGCCACCCGCUCGGCGGCCGCAACUUCGAGAGCUUCUCCGAGGACCCCUUCCUCUCCGGGAAGCUCGCCGCCCGCAACGUCAUCGGCGUGCAGUCCACCGGCGUCUCCGCCACCAUCAAGCACUACGCCGCCAACGAGCAAGAGACCCAGCGCCUCACCGUCGACGAGGAGAUCAGCGAGCGCGCCCUGCGCGAAAUCUACCUCAAGCCCUUCGAGAUCUCCAUCAAGGAGGCCAACCCGGGCGCCGUCAUGACCGCCUACAACAUGGUCAACGGCAUCCACGCCGACUCCCACCCCUUCCUCCUCCAGAAGGUCCUCCGCGGCGACUGGGGCUGGGACGGCCUCGUCAUGAGCGACUGGGGCGGUGUGAAUUCUACGGCCGAAGCCCUCAACGCCGGCCUCGACCUCGAGAUGCCCGGCCCCGCCCGCUGGCGCAAGAUCCCCGACGUGCUCGCCGCCGUCAGCGCCGGCAAGGUGACCGAGCAGACCAUCAACGAGCGGGCCCUCCGCAUGCUGCGCUUCCUCGAGCGGGAGAAGUGCUUCGAGGACCCGACCAUCCCCGCCGAGCAGUCCAUCGAUAAGCCCGAGGACCGCGCCCUCAUCCGCGAGGCCGGCGCCAGGGGCAUCGUGCUGCUCAAGAACGAGGGGGGCAUCUUACCCCUGACCAGGGAGAAGGCCAGAGGCAAGAAGGUCGCUCUCUUGGGAUAUGCCAAGCAGGCUCUCAUCCAUGGUGGUGGCAGUGCUUCCGUCAGUUCUCAUUACAGGGUUACCCCUUGGGAUGGUCUGCGCGCCGCCCUGGGUGACGAUGUCGAGCUCACUUAUGCUAAGGGCGCUCAUACCUUCCGUCGGUUGCCGCUCUUGUCCGAAAACGUCGUCGGCUUGGAUGGUACGCCCGGCUUCACCUACAAUGUCUACUCCCCCGGCCAUUCCACCCCGAUCGAGACAAAGCAAGGUCACCCAAAUUCGGAACUGUCCGUCUUCGAGACGUUCGACCUCGGAAGUGCCGCGCCGGGGGCCGGCGGCGAGCGCGAGUUUGAGCUUAUCGGUCACUUCACGUCGCCCGUGACGUCCACCUACUACUUCAACCUGUCCGGCCUGGGUCCGUCGAAAUUCGCCGUCGACGACAAGGUCAUCUACGAACAACCGGCCAACUGCUCCGACUUCAUGGGAUACAUGCUCGGCGGCGUACCCGUGCCGCGCCUCGAGGUGCCGAUGGAGGCCGGCAAGCGGUACAAGGUCCAGGUGUUCACCAACAUGCCCCGGCCGGUCGCGGGCGUCGACCUGGGCAUCUUCGACGGCCGUUUCAGCGUCCGGCUGGGCGGCAUGGCGGCGGUCGAGUACCACAGGGACAUCCUGGCCGAGGCGGUUGAGGUGGCCAAGGGGGCCGACUACGCCAUCGUCUUCACCGGCCACGACCCGGACUGGGAGACCGAGGGCCAGGACCAGUCGGGCUUCCACCUCCCGCGCGAAGGAAGCCAGGACAACCUGGUGGCGGCCGUGGCGGCCGAGAACCCCAACACCGUGGUCGUCAACUCCACCGGCGUCGCCGUGGCUAUGCCCUGGUUGGGCCAGGUCAAGGGUCUCCUCCAGACCUGGUUCCCGGGCCAGGAGGCCGGAAACUCCAUCGCCGACGUCCUGACGGGCGCCCGCACCCCGGAGGGCCACCUGACCUGCACGUUCCCCAAACGGCUCGAGGAUACCCCCGCCUACGGCAACUUCCCGGGCGAGUACGUCGACGGGCAGCUCAAGGUCAAGUACGCCGAGGGCGUCUUCGUGGGGUACCGCCACUUCGACCGCCUCCCCGCCGACAAGGUCAACUUCCCCUUCGGGUUCGGCCUGUCAUACACGACGUUCGACUACGCCGACCUGGACGUCAAAGAGGUGUCGGCGGACGAAUACGCCGUCAGCGUGCGGGUCAGCAACACGGGCGGCGUCAAGGGCGCGGUCGCUGUGCAGGUGUACGUCGGCCACGCGAACCCGGCGCCGGAGAACCCGGUCAAGGUGCUGGCGGGGUUCAAGAAGGUGGCGCUCGAGGCGGGCGAGAGCCAGACGGUGCUGAUUCCCGUGGGGGCGCGGGACUUUGCGUUCUGGAGCGAGGGGGGGCAGCGGUGGGUCGUUGCGGGCGGCGAGUACAAGUUUAGCGUGGGGAAGAGCGCUGGCGACUUGGUGCUUUCGGCGGCGGUGCAGGUCGGAGAGAAGACGUAUGCUCCUUGAGUCUUUGUGGCAAGACGUUUGCCUGGCGGAGGAGGGGGCGAAGCACUGAA